Molecule: messenger RNA, 780 nt
Organism: Tribolium madens (black flour beetle)
Lineage: Eukaryota; Metazoa; Arthropoda; Insecta; Coleoptera; Tenebrionidae
Product: serine protease inhibitor swm-1-like
Exons: 4
Coding region: 90-686 (198 amino acids)
Source: RefSeq, a predicted model, not a curated record
AUAUUUAAAUAUUUGCAGAUAAAAAUUUACACAACCUAUACAAAUCAGUAUUUAAGUUAAAAGAGUUGUAAGAAUCAGACAUAGACAACAUGCAGAUUCAACUAAUUGCAAUCGUUCUUCUCGCGGUGGGUUACACCAUUGCUGAUCAAGAAAAAACUUGUCCCGAAAACGAAGAAUUUAAAACCUGUGGAACUGCUUGUCCUCCCACUUGCCAAAACAAAUCGCCGCAAAUCUGCACCGACAAUUGUGUUAUUGGAUGUUUUUGCAAAAAAGGAUACAUUAGGGAAGGUCCAGGAGGUCGUUGUGUGCCCGAAUCAUGCGAAAAUGUUCACGUUUGUGAAAAAAAUGAGAUUUUCAGUACUUGCGCUACCGCCUGUCCCAGAACUUGCGGCGAAAGUGAACCCAAAAUUUGUCCUUUAUAUUGCCGAACGGGUUGUAUUUGUAAAGAUUAUUAUAUUAGAGAAACUAAAGAUGGAAAAUGUAUUCCUGAAGUUGCUUGCAAGAAAGAAUGCGGUGAAAAUGAAAUCUAUAACGAAUGCGGAUCCUUGUGUCCUGGAACUUGCUCUCAACCGGUGAAAGUUUGUGAGAAGAAAUGUGUCAAAGGGUGUUUUUGCAAAGAAGGAUACGUUCUAGAUGAUAAAACGCGAAAAUGCGUCAGGAAGGAGGACUGUCCCAAGCGCUCCUAAUUUCAAGGCCUCUUCAAUACUUAAUAUUAUAAACUAUGUACUUAUAACACAAAGAUUUUUCGAUAAAAUAUAAAAUAAUACUGUUUGCAUUUAA